AUGUCAAAAAAAAAGAGAGGAUUGUAUUUAAUAGAUGAGAUACUUGACUAUAAAUAGUACAAUGGUUAGAAAUAUUAUCUUGUUAAAUGGUAAGGAUAUAAUAAUAGAGAUUGCACUUGGGAAAAACCAGAAAAGAUACCAAAUUUAGCAUAGUUUUUACAUUAAUUCGAGGAAAAAGUAAAAACAUUUGGAUCCAACUUUUAUCAUAUUGAAAACGAUUAACCACCUCAAUUAGAAGAUUUUAUAGGGGCACCUACUCUAUCCAAACAAAAUUAGUAUUAAUACCAAUCAGAGCAAAUCAAUAAAUUACAAAAUUAGAUUGAUGAAUUAAAAUCGGAAAUCGACCUCAUGAAGAAAUAGCAAAAUGAGAUUGUCUAAUUAAUACAGACAUCUUAAUAAAAUUCGAAGUGUUUGUAACCUAGUUUAUAGCAGGAUUCUGAAAUUAUUUAAGAGUCUUCGUCAGAAUAAUCCCAGAAAUAUACUGAAAUCAAAUCAUAAACCGAAGGUGGAUUCGAGUUUGGGGAUUAAUUGGAAAAGAUUGGGCAAGCAGUUCAAACCAAGGAAAAGGGAGAAAAAAUGUAUUACGUAUUGUGGCAAAAGAGACCCAAUGGUAUAAUUCCCAAGAAUAGAUGGGUUAAUAGUGAAUAUCUGAUGAAAAAUGAUAUAAAGUCAUUGUGUUACUAUCUUCAAAAAAAAUUAUAAUGA
This is a messenger RNA of Paramecium tetraurelia, 705 nucleotides long. RefSeq lists its product as uncharacterized. The record is from RefSeq and is a predicted model, not a curated record. Gene Ontology annotation, biological process: negative regulation of transcription by RNA polymerase II; chromatin organization. Gene Ontology annotation, cellular component: pericentric heterochromatin. NCBI's taxonomy places the organism in Eukaryota, Ciliophora, Oligohymenophorea, Peniculida, Parameciidae. Gene Ontology annotation, molecular function: chromatin binding. The transcript has 2 exons.